Oncorhynchus mykiss (rainbow trout) is the source of this 782-nucleotide messenger RNA. NCBI's taxonomy places the organism in Eukaryota, Metazoa, Chordata, Actinopteri, Salmoniformes, Salmonidae. The record is from RefSeq and is a predicted model, not a curated record.
UCAACACACUCAACACCUCAGCUACCGGCAGCAGUGUCCAGUAUUUUAUCUACGUAUUUAUGAUUUUUCAGUUCAAUAACCUCUCCUCUGUGUCUGUAUUGUAUUCUGUUUAGUCCCAUUAGAACACUACCUCUUCUCCAUUCUUCCUCUCUCUCUGUCAGUGAUGGAGUCAGCCAUUGGUGUACUCGUGUCCCAGUUCAAGGCGUUUGCUGGAAGUGAUGGAUCCUCAGACACACUGAGCAGAGAUGAGUUCCAGAACCUGGUCAAAACACAACUCCCCAACUUCGUUAAGAACGCUGAUGACCCAGCUGUCAUCGACCGACUCAUGGACUCAAUUGACGAGAACAAUGACGGAGAGCUCAACUUCCUGGAGUUCUGGCAGCUGAUUGGACGACUAGCAAAUCAACACGGCGGCUUUAUCCAAUAGGAUGUCUCCAUGUCUUGUUCUGUUACUACCAUAUGAUUACAAUGAUAGGUUAUUCUAGUGGUAUGGUUAUCCCCAUGUUGUGUUUCUAAAUGGUCAAGUGUUUGCUAAAGCUAUGGAGGAUUGGUCCAGCAAAAUAAAACAUGGAUGAAUCAUACAACUAUAGUAUCUAUGACUACCUGACCUUAGUCUCUCUCUCUCUCUCCCUCCCUCUCUAAAGCUAUGGAGGAUUGGUCCAGCAAAAUAAAACAUACAACUAUAGUAUCUAUGACUACCUGACCUUAGUCUCUCUCUCUCUCCCUCCCUCUCUAAAGCUAUGGAGGAUUGGUCCAGCAAAAUAAAACAUGGAUGAAUCAUA